AUGACAACAACAAGCAAACAACUCGACAGACUAAUCGUCAAUGAUCGGAUUCAUCUCUCCGAAAUCCUCUCCUCAGAUGUCCCAGCCUUUGUCAAACAUUUGAACCAAGACAAAGACAUCUAUGAGCGCACCUUUCGUGUCCCCUAUCCCUACAAGGAAGAAGACGCCAAUUGGUUCGUCAACCUACAACAAGAAAGAUCGGUGAAUGGUCAUCCUCAGACCUUGGCCAUUCGCUUGACCGAUACCUUGGAAUUGAUUGGGUGCGUGGGAUUCACGGAUGUUUGGCAAAAUUCUGCCGAGUUGGGCUACUGGCUGGCCAAGCCCCACUGGGGUCAAGGUAUCAUGACCAAGGUAGUGCAAGCAAUGUGUCAACAUUACGCUACCAAAACGGAUUGCAGGUGGCAGUCCAUCAUUGCCAAGGUAUUCGACACCAAUGCUGCCUCUGCUAGGGUUUUGGAAAAGAACGGGUUUGUGUUUAAAGAACUGUUACCCCGGCAUUUAAAAAAGGAUGACAAGUGGAGGGAUGCCAAAGUCUACAAGCUGGAGCUAUAA
Seminavis robusta is the source of this 552-nucleotide messenger RNA. Lineage: Eukaryota; Bacillariophyta; Bacillariophyceae; Naviculales; Naviculaceae. The record is from the annotation of a GenBank genome assembly.